AUGUCUGCUCCAGGUGCCGAAUGGAUCAGCGACAGAUCGCGUGAAGACACGCCCCCGGAGCGCGACUCUCCAGAAGGCAACGACGGGCCGUCUCAGCAGCGCACGGGCAAGAAGCGCAAGGUUCUGUCAUGCUACGCCUGUCGCGGCCGCAAAAUGAAAUGCGACCGCGUCUUUCCAGUAUGCGGGCGGUGUCAAAAGACGGGAAGACGGCACGAAUGCACAUAUGAUCCGCGUCUCUUGGAAGAGUCCAAUGUCACUGUAGCCACACGAGCUGUUGAUGCCACUUCCACCCUGCUGGCGGAGCGACCUGCAAACAUCAACCAGUCUGCCGACACACGCGACAUUUUGCAGCGGAAGGUCAGAGCUCAAGAAGAGCGCAUUGCAUUGCUAGAGCAGCAGCUAGCCCAGCGGCAGACCAAACACAAGUCACAGUACCAUGACGUCCUGCCCGAAGAGCCAACGUUUACAGAGGACAUUUUGCUCAGAGGGAAAGGGUUCAAGACCCAAUUCCAUGGUGUGACAAGUGUUAUGAGCAUCGUAUCCACGUACCAUGAGCUGCAUCUCUUCACGCGCGAAGCUCUCAACCUAGAUCGUUCUCUCGUACAUGUCGGAAAUGACUUCAGAGCGUUCCGUGAUCGAAGGAAGAAGUCGGCUAGAGAGUUUAAUGCCGCACUCCAUAGUGCUGAGGCUGACGUAUUGGCUGUACUUCCUGAGAAGAGUGUCGUCGACACGCAGGCUGCUGAGUACUUUCGGACCUGUGAAACCAGCUACAGAAUCCUGCAUGCGCCAUCGUUUUGGGAAGAAUACCAGGCCUUCUGGGAAAAUACUUGCGCCCACAAAGAACGCGUCACCUUUGCCGUUCUGCUCGUGUUGAUCAUCUCCAUUACACAAUGCCUUGACCAGAAAGACGAUGUCUUCGUCGGCGAUACGACUGUUGAUCGGCAAACCGCUCAGGACCUCAUUCACACCUGCGAAAUUUGGAUUAAUCUGCAACCUCGGAAGCAGGCAACCCUAUCUUUCCUCCAGUCAGCAUGUCUUCUGCUCCUUGCUAAGCGGGUCAACUGUGUGGGGAUAAAGCAGGACUGGAUUAACUCUGGUGAUCUUCUUCGGCUCGCUCUAGCAUCUGGUAUGCACCGCGACCCGACCUUGCAAGGAAGCGGUAGAAUUUCAACCUUCGACCAGCAAAUGAGGGAGCGACUAUGGAUUACCGUUAUGGAAUUAGAACUGCAAUCCUCAGUAGACACUGGUCUUCAAUCUGGGCUAACGGCCCUGUACUUCGACACACCAGCGCCAGCUCAUCUUGCAGAUGAGGUCUUCUCUGCGAACACGAAGCAACUACGACCAGAUCAACCAGACGGAGAAUUUACCUCCACUUCAUUUAUUACUGCAAGCCUGAAAUCUUUGCCACUUCGCAUUCAUCUUACGCACCUGCUGAACACGCCAUCCAGCAAUAUCCAGUAUGCCGAUGUUUUGCACUUUGACGCUCAGAUACAUACAGCUGUCUCCGCCUUGCCCAACUGGAAAAAUGAAUCUGCCGUAGUGCCAUCUGCACUUCUCCGCUUGCAGCUAAUUCAAUAUCUUCUCAUAUUGCACAAGCCGUUUGCCCAAUCAGCGGCCAAAAACAACCGCUUCAUGUACUCCUUCACGACAUGUGUGGAUGUUUGUAAUUCCAUGAUCGCGAUACAUGGCGACCUGCUAUUGAAGGGUAUCUCUUUUCUUAGUAACACCCGCAACGACGCUAUGAGAGUUGGUUUAACACUGUCUCAAUUAACAUUCCGGCAUUGCGCAACCAGCCCGGUGAAGUCAUUGGUAUCGUCAGCCGACACCCCUAACACUCAACACGCCGACCCUAAAGCCCGUUUACCGGAUAUUACGAUGACCAAACGUGGGGCCCCGCUUGGUGAUACAGUCUACCUUGCCUCAUUACCGCAAAACUCCUUCCUAGUCCAGACAUUAUGUACAUCGUCUCUCGAGAUUCUUGAACGUACAAGACAAAUUUUUGAGCAAAAGGUACUCAGACUAGGUACUGCAUACAUGGAGUACUGGAUUCUUUCUGCCGCAGUGGGCAUAUUGCCACCCCCACCUUCGUCGUCUAUAUCCACUACUCCGGUUGACAAUCCAGGCGAUGAAAUCGUUUCUAGAUGCCGGAAAGCCAUUAGCUAUUUUACCGCUUUGGCAUCCAAGGUGGUAACUUUGCAGCAAGACCCGAACAAUGAUUUGGCUGCCUCUCUCCGUACUACAAUGUCAAGAGCUUCGCAGUCUGAGUAUGCCAGGCAUAGUAUGCCUCACAAUGGCUUUGAAACUGACGGUACAUCUGGGACAAACCAAACAGCAUUCGGAAGCGCGGCUGUCACUCAGCCGGGCGGGACAAAUACUACCGAUCCCAACUCUGGAAGUUCUCUGAGCGACAGGUAUUCCCCAUUUGACAUGUUGCAAGACAUGCAAAUCGAUGGCAGCAACUGGUCGUUUCCAGACUUUUGGGCUUUCGACCUAGGGGGUGAAUUUUGA
This is a messenger RNA of Bipolaris victoriae FI3, 2508 nucleotides long. RefSeq lists its product as hypothetical. Gene Ontology annotation, biological process: regulation of transcription by RNA polymerase II; DNA-templated transcription. NCBI's taxonomy places the organism in Eukaryota, Fungi, Ascomycota, Dothideomycetes, Pleosporales, Pleosporaceae. The coding region runs from base 1 to 2508 and encodes 835 amino acids. Gene Ontology annotation, cellular component: nucleus. Gene Ontology annotation, molecular function: zinc ion binding; RNA polymerase II cis-regulatory region sequence-specific DNA binding; DNA-binding transcription activator activity, RNA polymerase II-specific. The transcript has 2 exons. The record is from RefSeq and is a predicted model, not a curated record.